This is a messenger RNA of Rhodamnia argentea, 920 nucleotides long. RefSeq names its product style cell-cycle inhibitor 1. The transcript has 4 exons. The record is from RefSeq and is a predicted model, not a curated record. Lineage: Eukaryota; Viridiplantae; Streptophyta; Magnoliopsida; Myrtales; Myrtaceae. Bases 131 to 583 code for a protein of 150 amino acids.
UAUCAGACGGAAACGCAGGAACCUAUUCUCCAGGCAAAGCUUUAGUGAAAGCUGCGAAGCGAACGCAUUCUGAUGUUCUUGUGAUCAUCUCUUCCCCUCAAUCAAAUUAUCAUUCGGCGGCAGUCAUAGCAUGGAAAGCGAAAGGAGGUCCAAGGACGAGAAGAAAAGCCAGGAUGGGAGGACGAGGAAGAGGCAUAGGUCUGAGGAGGGCGAUGAAAAUGAAAGCAGAAAGAGCGACAAGAAAGAGAAAGGAAAGGAUAGGAAGUCCCACAAACACCGUUCCGAUAAAGAAAAGAAGUCUAGGGACAGCAAGGGUAAACAUAAGAGCAAAGAUCGGCACUCUCACUUGAAACAUGAUAUUCAGGAGCUGUCGAAUGAUGACUACUUCUUGAAGAAUAACGAGUUUGCCACCUGGCUAAAGGAAGAGAGAAAUGUUUUCUUCAGUGAUCUCUCUGCGGAGUCAGCUCGUGAACUUUUUUCAGAGUUCAUUAAGGAGUGGAACAGGGGGAAGCUUGAAUCUCGAUACUACGAGGGAAUUGCAAGCGGAAGACGAACAGCCCAUGAUUGGAAGAUCAAAGUGUAGUUGGAAAAAUUACAGGACUGGGGAUUGACCUUUUUAGAUGCAUUUACCCUGUUAUUUUCUCGCACUCCUUUUGUGCAAUAUGCUACAGGUAACUUGAAAGGUUUGUGUAUGAUAAACAGAAAGGACAAUUCUCAUUGCGUAUUAAUUUGCUUGCAAGGUGUAUAACACUUCCUAGAGAGUGACUGAAGAAGAGCACGGGAUGAAUUUGCAGUGGAGAUAUUGGUAUCUGCACAUUAGCUAUAAUCUGUAGAUCAUAUGGGAUUUCAGGGAGUCUGCUCGAAUCAUUCUUGCGGCUUCUUUUCUUGAUAGGAUGUCCUGUUACUAGGUGUUUUCCUGA